AUGUCUGCAGAGUCUUUCGACUCUGUCAGUCACCCUACAAGCCCGGCGACUGCGCCAGGCCAGCUGAAAUUGUCAGGCCGAGUGAUAUGUGCCGCUGUGACAAUUCCUUCGGAGCUUUCCCGUGACGGUGAGCAUGAACGCUGGCUUGUCGAGCCUCGCAGAGGUGCGCGCGCUAUGUACAGUAGCAUGAGUCAUUUGCAGAACGAGGCAGAAUGGGACACUACGAUCGUCGGCUGGACAGGUGAGAUCACGCACGUCAAUACUGGAAAUGGCGAUCUUGCAGCCUCCCUGGACGGAGAGACAGCCAGAUCAAAAGAACCGUUGAUCACCUCAUCCGAUAAAGCGCAACUGGAGCAGCAACUGCGCGCAUUUCAUGGACCGAACAAGAUCGAACCCGUGUGGUUACUACCGGAGUGUACAAAAAGUCAGGGCGAAACGUUUGAGCAGCAAUGCCGCUGGAGGAAGUACGCGGACGAAGUUCUCUGGCCGCUCUUACACUACAAACUCUGGCACGAGGUGACUGAUGGCCGUCAAGAACGCACUUGGUGGUUGGACUACGUGAAAUUUAAUCAGGCCUUUGCAGAGCGUAUCGUCUCGAUUUACCAGCAAGGAGAUCUCAUUUUCAUCCACGACUUUCACCUGAUGCUUUUGCCACAGCUGUUGCGGCAGCGCCUUCCUGAUGCUAAUAUUGGCUUCUUUCUGCAUGCGCCCUUUCCCUCAUCGGAGAUCUUCCGCUGCCUGCCAAAGCGAAAGGAGAUCUUAGAAGGACUGUUGGGCGCCAACAUGGUUGCAUUCCAAUCGCACGCGUACGUCAAGCACUUUGUGUCGUCCUGUACGCGGGUUCUCGGAUUCGACACGACAGACGUCACAGUCGAUGCCUUCGGCGCGCAAGUGGCCAUCGAGACCUUGCCUAUUGGCAUUGAUGCACGAACGGUUGCACGCCAGUGUCAAGCUCCUGGUGUAGAAACCAAGCUGCAAAUAGUACGCGAUUCUCUGAAGGGAAAGCUCAUCAUUAUCGGACGAGACCGGCUUGAUGAGGUGCGAGGAGUACUGCAGAAGCUACAAGCCAUCAAACGUUUCUUAGAAGAAUAUCCGGAAUGGCGUGAGAAGGUGGUCCUCAUCCAGAUAACAAAUCCAUCUGUGCACGAUACGGUCCAGCUAGAACGCGAUGUUUCUGAAAUCGUCAAUCUCAUCAACAGCGAAUACGGUGGCUUUGGUUCAACUCCAGUACAUCAUUAUCACAAGCACAUGGAGGAUGAUGAGUACUUUGCGCUGCUCAGAUCAGCCGAUGUAGGCCUCAUCACGAGUGUAAGAGAUGGCAUGAAUGUUACCAGUCUGGAAUAUGUCAUGGCACAAAAAGAUUCCAACGGCCCGAUCAUCUUGUCUGAGUUCACAGGAACUGCCGGAAGUCUUAGUGACGCUAUCCAAGUCAAUCCAUGGGACUCUCUCGGUGUCGCAAGGGCUAUCAACACCGCACUAGUCAUGUCCAAGCAAGAGAAGGCCGUCCGACAGAAGGGCCUUUACAAUUACGUGACGACCCAUACUGUACAGGCAUGGUCGCACGCUUUUUUGCGACGCUUGAUGGAUAAUGUCGCUCAAAACAGCCAUGGCCAAUUGACGCCUUUGCUGGACCGCAAAUUGAUGUGGGAUACUUAUAAAUGCGCGUCCAAGAGGUUGAUGCUCUUUGACUACGACGGAACUCUGACACCAAUUGUACGCGAGCCAUCAGCUGCUAUUCCGACUGACCGCAUGCUGCGCGCUUUAAAGCGGCUGGCUGCCGACCCCAAAAAUGAGGUAUGGAUCAUUUCGGGUCGUGAUCAAGCCUUCUUGGAGGAGUGGUUGGGUGAUAUUCAAGAGCUCGGUCUGUCCGCGGAACACGGCAGCUUCAUUCGAUACCCUGCCACUCACCAGUGGGUCAACUUGACUGCCGAUCUCGAUAUGAAUUGGCAGCGAGAUGUUGUUGAUGUCUUCCAGUUCUUCACGGAGCGCACACAAGGGUCCUUCAUUGAACGCAAGAGUGUCGCUAUCACUUGGCAUUAUCGCAAGGCAGAUCCGGAUUACGGUGCAUUUCAGGCCAAAGAAUGCCAGGCGCAUCUAGAACAAAUGGUGGUCACGAAGUAUCCUGUCGAGAUUCUUUCUGGGAAGGCCAAUCUUGAAGUGCGCCCUAGGAAUAUCAACAAAGGCGAGAUUGUGAAAAGCUUGAUUGCCAAGUACGGUAGCCAGACAGGUCCUGAGUUUGUGCUCUGUGCAGGUGACGAUAAGACCGACGAGGACAUGUUUAAGAUGCUUCGCAAAGUCUCAAAUGUUCCGCAAAAGAACAUCUUCUCCGUCACCAUUGGAGCGUCCAGCAAAAAGACCUCUGCAGAUUGGCACUUGCUUGAGCCAAAGGACAUGAUUUCGACUCUGGCAUUCAUGGCGGGCAUCGAGCGCGAAGCGCCUGACUCAUCGAAUCUCUAG
This is a messenger RNA of Protomyces lactucae-debilis, 2457 nucleotides long. Its product is annotated as glycosyltransferase family 20-domain-containing protein. Gene Ontology annotation, biological process: fungal-type cell wall organization; cellular response to heat; trehalose biosynthetic process. Gene Ontology annotation, molecular function: catalytic activity. NCBI's taxonomy places the organism in Eukaryota, Fungi, Ascomycota, Taphrinomycetes, Taphrinales, Protomycetaceae. The coding region runs from base 1 to 2457 and encodes 818 amino acids. The transcript has a single exon. Gene Ontology annotation, cellular component: cytosol; alpha,alpha-trehalose-phosphate synthase complex (UDP-forming). The record is from RefSeq and is a predicted model, not a curated record.